Messenger RNA from Seminavis robusta, 810 nucleotides. The record is from the annotation of a GenBank genome assembly. NCBI's taxonomy places the organism in Eukaryota, Bacillariophyta, Bacillariophyceae, Naviculales, Naviculaceae.
AUGACUGACCAUGCUAAUGACAACAUUGUUGACGAUCUUGUAGCCAAAGGACAUAUCCCUCUCCAGAAUAGUGGUGGUGUUCUGACAGAAGAAACUGGUUCCGGUACGGGAGAGAAGACUUUGGCAGCCGGAAAUGCUAGCAAUUGCAAGUCUGUUGAGAACCUGGACAGUACUGGUACAGGUGCAAAGACACUGAAGUCGAGCCUUGCCAUCGGAGUUGAAAUCCCACCGCAACAAGCUCCCGAAGAACCCAAUGGCAUUCCUGGGGCAUACGCUCUGUGCGGGGUAAUGGAUGAGCGCACCGAGCAAGCAACAGACCUUGACCUCAGUCAUGGUGUAGUGCCCACAGUGCCCAACAACACCGAAAUCCCGAGUGCGACCCCAGUGGAGGAUCUGGAGAGGGCUGAGGAGGUUGUUGGACAUAGAAUUAUGCCAACCAGGGGUUCUGACAAAAUAGAAUUUCCAUGGGCAUUGGGGUGCUGGCUGGUCCUUGUUGUGAUUGCAAUUGUUAUCCCAACUGUCCUAUUGCGAGAACCUGCAGAUGGCAGUGUUGCCCAAGCAACGUCAUCAUCGCCAUCUUUUGCCCCCUCACCAUCUCCAACAAUUGAUUUUAUCCUUGACCUACCAAUGCACACAAAAGAAGCCAUACUGGAUGAUCCUGAAUCGUCACAGUUCCAGGCCUACCAGUGGCUUCAGAAUGAUCCAAACAGGAAGAACUACACCCAAGGCAAGCUGAUGCAACGUUUUGUCCUUGCCACAUUAUAUUAUGCUACAAACGGGAGGAUGGAGGUGGGGGGGAGGGGGGCAUAG